GCCGGUGCACGCGGGCGCCGGCGCUGCGCGGCUCAGGGUCGCCAUGGCGGAGGUGCAGCAACUCCGAGUGCAGGAGGCUGUGGACGCCAUGGUGAAAAGUGUGGAGAGAGAGAACAUCCGGAAGAUGCAGGGCCUCAUGUUCCGGUGCAGUGCCAACUGCUGUGAAGACACCCAAGCGUCUAUGCAGCAGGUGCACCAGUGCAUCGAACGCUGCCAUGCGCCUCUGGCUCAAGCGCAGGCUCUGGUCACCAGCGAGCUGGAAAGGUUCCAGGACCGCCUAGCACGGUGCACCAUGCACUGCAACGACAAAGCCAAAGACUCAAUGGAUGCAGGAACUAAGGAGCUUCAGGUGAAGCGACAGCUAGACAGCUGUGUGGCCAAAUGUGUGGAUGACCACAUGCACCUCAUCCCAACAAUGACCAAGAAGAUGAAGGAGUCUCUGUCAUCCAUCGGGAAAUAAAAUUGUUUGCCAGUGACCAUUGGGGCUGAGGGCAGGCUAUUUAAAAGGAAGAAUGGAAGUUUAAUAUGUUAAGCAAUGUUUACGAAUGAGGAAAACUUAAGACACAGCAAGUUCCAGGCAAAUGCUGCUCACUGCUGGACACUGGAUUUUAGAAGGUGAAGUGGAAAGAAGCUGGUGCUAAGAUUUGGAUCGCAGAUAGCUUGGAGGAGAAGUCUAGAUCCUAAAUAUUCAUGUGCAAGUGUUUGUUCUGUAGUAGAGAUCAACCUUAUACCAAGGGCUGAGGUUCUUACUACAAACAUCCAAGCUGGCGGCUCUCUUCAACCUGCUGGUAAAAUCUGAGGAGAGGUGUGUCUCCUCAGAGAAGCUUGGCAAAUCCUGCUUACCACAAGUAUCACCACACCACCUUGCAUAUGCUGUGAAACAAAACCCAGUAGGCUAGUAAUUUAGAGAAAGGAAAGGAUUUCCUUUUCAAAUCUAUAUUUUGCUUAGUUUUGUCUUACAUGCAAGGGCACACAGUGGAUUUAAGAUACAGGAAGGAGAGUGGUUUGAAUAACUUCCAAAGGUUUCUAGUAUUUUCUACCAUCAAGAUGGGAAUGUCUAGUUUUCAAAUUCUGUUAUUCUAGAAGCCCCUGAAGAAGCAGACAGUGUCACAGUGACAUGGGAAACAGCUUUCUUCAUUGACUUGCGCAGCAAAGUGACACAUCCUCAUGAAAAGCAAGGGUUUGGUUGUCACAUGCCUGUCACUAAGAAUAAACAGUAAAUAGGAAUUGUUGAGAAGUGUUGGACUUGGGUUCACAAAAUAAUAGUGCAAACCUAGUAUUAAUCAGCUCUGAAUUUACAGAGCCUUACCAACAAGGAGGCCUAAAAGUAAGCAACUUAGGCCAAGGAGAGCCAGGACCACAGAGAGCACACACCUUCUUACCAACUGCCAUCUUUGCCUGGAGUUUUGCAGUGCAGUGUUGCUGGCCUAACAUAGCAUCUUAUCUUUUGGAUAAGUACUGUGUUGUAUUUAUACCAAUCAAUUACUUGAAAUAGUGAUACAUCUGUCUGUUUGCUGUGUCCAGCCUGCAAUAUAUUUUCCAAGUGGUUCGGUUUUUAAAUAAAGUUUCAUUGUCUCCA
Grammomys surdaster is the source of this 1579-nucleotide messenger RNA. RefSeq names its product family with sequence similarity 136 member A (gene Timcc). The transcript is spliced from 3 exons. Lineage: Eukaryota; Metazoa; Chordata; Mammalia; Rodentia; Muridae. The record is from RefSeq and is a predicted model, not a curated record. Gene Ontology annotation, cellular component: cytoplasm. The coding region runs from base 44 to 460 and encodes 138 amino acids.